Messenger RNA from Lepidothrix coronata (blue-crowned manakin), 3036 nucleotides. It is a transcript of the gene EDEM2, whose product is annotated as ER degradation enhancing alpha-mannosidase like protein 2. The record is from RefSeq and is a predicted model, not a curated record. The coding region runs from base 51 to 1286 and encodes 411 amino acids. Gene Ontology annotation, biological process: mannose trimming involved in glycoprotein ERAD pathway; carbohydrate metabolic process; endoplasmic reticulum mannose trimming. Gene Ontology annotation, molecular function: mannosyl-oligosaccharide 1,2-alpha-mannosidase activity; calcium ion binding. The transcript is spliced from 7 exons. NCBI's taxonomy places the organism in Eukaryota, Metazoa, Chordata, Aves, Passeriformes, Pipridae. Gene Ontology annotation, cellular component: endoplasmic reticulum; membrane.
AGAUCCAGGUGAGAUCCAGAGGAGGAUCCAGAGGAGGGGCUCCCCCGGCGAUGCGAGGGCCCGGUGCGGCCGUGCUGCGCUGCCUCGGCUCCCUGCUGUGCCUCUGGGCGCUGCGGCUCCCGGCGGGCCCCGGCGCGGCCGCCCGCGGGCUGGACGUCGCUUCGUACCGGGAGAGGGUGCGGGCCAUGUUCUACCACGCCUACGAGCACUACCUGGAGAGCGCCUUCCCCUACGACGAGCUGCGGCCGCUGACUUGCGACGGGCAGGACACCUGGGGCAGCUUCUCCCUCACGCUCAUCGACGCCCUGGACACGCUGCUAAUCUUGGGGAACGUUUCUGAGUUCCAGAGAGUUGUCAAUGUGCUGCAGGAAGGGCUGGACUUCGACAUUGAUGUCAAUGCAUCUGUCUUUGAAACCAACAUUCGAGUGGUGGGGGGGCUCCUCUCUGCCCACCUGCUCUCCAGGAAGGCUGGUGUGGAGGUCGAGGCGGGCUGGCCAUGCUCGGGGCCUCUCCUGAGGAUGGCAGAGGAAGCAGCUCGUAAACUGCUGCCAGCUUUCCAGACCCCAACUGGGAUGCCCUAUGGCACAGUGAACCUCCUGCAUGGAGUCAACCCUGGGGAGACCCCAGUUACCUGUACUGCUGGAAUUGGUACAUUUAUAGUGGAAUUUGCCACUUUAAGCCACCUCACUGGUGACCCAGUGUUCGAGGAUGUGGCCAGGAAGGCUUUGAAGGCCUUGUGGAAAAAUCGCUCAGAUAUUGGGCUGGUGAGUGAGGAAUGGACUUGGACUGUGCUGCUUUCUAUCAAAGACUUGAGGGAUCACAGGCUGGAUAAUCGCAUGGAAUCCUUCUUUUUGGCUGAAACAAUCAAAUACUUGUACCUGCUGUUUGACCCGGACAACUUCAUCCACAACGAUGGCUCAGACUUCGACGUGGUGGUUACACCAUAUGGGGAGUGUGUCUUGAAUGCUGGAGGCUACAUCUUCAACACAGAGGCUCAUCCCAUCGAUCCUGCUGCCCUGCACUGCUGCAGGAAGCGCAAGGAAGAGCAGUGGGAGGUAGAAGACUUGAUGCGGGAAUUCUACUCACUGAAGAAAACCAAGAAAUUCACUUUAAAAAGACCCUCUGACCCCGGUGAAGGGGAGAGUGCAAAAGACCCUGAAGAUGCAGAGAAAACUGGAGAGAAGAGAAGAUCUAAGAAGAGCUCACACUCCCUCCUGAGUUGCCCCAGUCAAUCUUUUAACUCCAAGCUUGCAGUACUGGGACAGGUCUUCCUAGAUAACACCUGAUCCCUUUUGCAUCUUCAGUGUAAAUUAUUGAACUUGUUUCAGACUCUGGGAAUAUAUUUUUAUAGUUUCAUAAUGGAAAGUGUUGUACCUCACAAUGUGAAUUGUAUUAUGAAGUGAAACAGCUUCCCAUUAAAUUCUGCUACUGCUCCUUCGUAAACCAGGGCUCAGAUACCACCUGUUAAUGCUGUCCAGGGGCUGAUCUCAGAGCAGUUCGUUGCCUGAAUAGCAAAGAGGUUUUCAGAAAGAGAAAGAAAGGUCUGCAGGUUAAAGGUGCCUUGUUCAGUGCAUUUUGGGAAAUUAGUUUGAAGUUUUACAGGCUUACACAGAGUCCCCAGCUUACUUUGGUCUCUAAAAAUGAGCCCGAGUGGCUCCCUGUCAUGAGGGGAAAGCAGGGAGCUUCCCCUGUAGCUUCCCUUCUGAGCCUGAAACUCCCUGUGUGCUCCAUCUUAUCUUCAGUCUCUUUGUAAACGUGUGAUUCACCUGAAAGAGCACUGGCCAGUCUAGAAAACCUGUUGAUUUUGAGGUGAAGGCUCAGAUUUGAAGCUCUGACAGGUCUGUCGAGCCUGAAGGGUGGCAUGGGGGAAGCAGAGCACUUGGAACUGGGAAAAGUGCUCUUUUUAGAAUCAAUUUGGUCAGUACCACCUGCCUAAAAAAAAAGCUGAGUGAGUGUCCAGGUAAUGUCUGGACAGGAAACUGAGGUGGAGGAUGGACUAUCAAAGGUUUGAUUGACACUGCAGUGGAGCUUGCUUUCUUUUUACAGAACCUGACAUGCUUUUCUGAUGAAGUUUCCUCAUUUCCUUCCUCUUUUCAACUUCCCUUUGGGCUUCACCUCACUGCACGUCAGCCCCUCAGUCAGUGGGGCCCAGCUGAGCUGUACAUGAGGCUGUUCUUGGUGUUCAGCUGACUUGGCAAAUCCAAACCUUUCAAUGUGCUAUUAGUGUCUUUGCAGCAGGUGUAUGCAACAGUCAGAAAGGGAGAAAUCAGGAGUCUUACCAAAAGAUUUUCUUUCUGAAGGAAAAACAAAAAGAGGGGGGCAGAAAAGCGAUAGACUUUCUUUAAACCUGCUGGAGUGUGAAGAGUCUGGAGGAAGCACACAGUGUAGGGUCACUGGAGUGGGUUAGAGAUACAGGAUAAAUAAAUCCCUAUGGCCAGCAAGAUACUUAAAUACAACUGGGCCAAUGCCCAGUCUGUGCCCAUGUUGGGUUGCUUUGAGAAACCAUCUUUUGUUUUGAUCAGUACUAGUACUGUAAAAUUACAUAAAAUCUGUGUUUUACCUUCAGGGUGGAAAUCCUGUUGCAGUUGUGAGUAAACUCAUUGUAAGAGACACUUAAAAUAUUUGGACAGGCAUUUUGGUAGGAUUGUUAACCUGUAAAGGUUCUGCUUCUGUCCUUCUUUCCCACGGCAGGUGGGACAGCUGCUGUUCAGGAAUUCUGCCUGGAUACAGCGAUUGCAGGGGAGAUACUGAGAGAGGAGCACCCUGAAACUGAGGCAUUGUUGGGCAAAGAUGGAGCUCUUGUUAGUGGCUCUGUGUUGUAACCCUGGGUUAUCUUUUUCUUUUCCAGCUGUUCACGUCUCACACACUAUUCAUUGUCUAAUCUGUUGAAAACAAAACACAGGCCUUCUCCUAUGGCUUUGCUAAGUGCUGGGUCCUCAUUUUCUCUCGGGGUUGCCCCAUCCAUGAAGCAGAGGAAAAGGAAGGACUUAAGAGGCCAGGCUGCAGAUCUCCAGCUCAGUAAAUCUCUGCUAACCA